This is a messenger RNA of Talpa occidentalis (Iberian mole), 11325 nucleotides long. RefSeq names its product insulin like growth factor 1 receptor (gene IGF1R). Gene Ontology annotation, biological process: multicellular organism development; positive regulation of kinase activity; insulin-like growth factor receptor signaling pathway. The transcript has 21 exons. The record is from RefSeq and is a predicted model, not a curated record. Gene Ontology annotation, molecular function: insulin receptor substrate binding; insulin receptor activity; ATP binding. Gene Ontology annotation, cellular component: membrane; axon; insulin receptor complex. Lineage: Eukaryota; Metazoa; Chordata; Mammalia; Eulipotyphla; Talpidae. The coding region runs from base 140 to 4246 and encodes 1368 amino acids.
CCCGACCGGCGCCUCCCGACGAGCGCGCUCGCCUGCGCCCCGGCUCCUGGAGGGGCGCGAAGACCGAGUCCGAGACUUUCUUUACCUCUCCCGCCUCCCUUUUUUUUGAGAAAGGGGAAUUUCGUCCCAAAUAAAAGGAAUGAAGUCUGGCUCCGGAGGAGGGUCCCCGACCUCGCUGUGGGGGCUCCUGUUUCUCUCCGCCGCGCUCUCGCUCUGGCCGACGAGUGGAGAAAUCUGCGGUCCAGGCAUCGACAUCCGGAACGACUACCAGCAGCUGAAGCGCCUGGAGAACUGCACGGUGAUCGAGGGCUACCUGCACAUCCUGCUCAUCUCCAAGGCGGAGGACUACCGCAGCUACCGCUUCCCCAAGCUCACCGUCAUCACCGAGUACUUGCUGCUCUUCCGCGUGGCUGGCCUCGAGAGCCUGGGCGACCUCUUCCCCAACCUCACGGUCAUCCGCGGCUGGAAGCUCUUCUACAACUACGCCCUGGUCAUCUUCGAGAUGACCAAUCUCAAGGAUAUUGGGCUUUACAACCUGAGGAACAUAACUCGGGGGGCCAUCAGGAUUGAGAAAAAUGCUGACCUCUGUUACCUCUCCACGGUGGACUGGUCCCUGAUCCUGGACGCAGUUUCCAACAACUACAUCGUGGGGAACAAGCCCCAGAAGGAAUGUGGGGACCUGUGCCCGGGGACGAUGGAGGAGAAGCCGAUGUGUGAGAAGACCACCAUCAACAACGAGUACAACUACCGCUGCUGGACCACAAACCGCUGCCAGAAAAUGUGCCCGAGCGCGUGCGGGAAGCGGGCAUGCACCGAGAACAAUGAGUGCUGCCACCCCGAGUGCCUGGGCAGCUGCAGCGCACCCGACAAUGACACGGCCUGUGUGGCCUGCCGCCACUACUACUACGCCGGCGUCUGCGUCCCCAGCUGCCCGCCCAGCACCUACCGCUUCGAGGGCUGGCGCUGCGUGGACCGCGACUUCUGUGCCAACAUCCCCAGCGCCGAGGGCAGCGACUCGGAGGGCUUCGUGAUCCACGACGGCGAGUGCAUGCAGGAGUGCCCCUCGGGGUUCAUCCGCAACGGCACGCAGAGCAUGUACUGCAUCCCUUGCGAAGGUCCUUGCCCCAAAGUCUGUGAAGAAGAAAAGAAAACAAAGACCAUCGAUUCGGUGACUUCCGCGCAGAUGCUGCAAGGGUGCACCAUCUUGAAGGGCAACUUGCUCAUUAAUAUCCGACGAGGCAAUAACAUUGCCUCGGAGCUGGAGAACUUCAUGGGACUCAUCGAGGUGGUGACAGGCUAUGUGAAGAUACGGCACUCCCACGCCUUGGUCUCUUUGUCCUUCCUCAAAAACCUCCGGCAGAUCUUAGGAGAGGAGCAGCUGGAGGGGAAUUACUCCUUCUACGUCCUGGACAACCAGAAUCUGCAACAGCUGUGGGACUGGGACCACCGCAACCUGACCAUCAAAGCCGGGAAGAUGUAUUUUGCUUUCAAUCCCAAGCUGUGCGUAUCCGAAAUUUACCGCAUGGAGGAAGUGACGGGGACGAAAGGGCGUCAGAGUAAAGGGGACAUCAACACCAGGAACAACGGAGAGAGAGCCUCCUGUGAGAGCGACGUCCUGCACUUCACCUCCACCAACACAUGGAAGAACCGCAUCAUCAUCACCUGGCACCGGUACCGGCCCCCGGACUACAGGGACCUCAUCAGCUUCACCGUCUACUACAAGGAAGCGCCCUUUAAAAACGUUACAGAAUAUGAUGGGCAAGAUGCCUGCGGCUCCAACAGCUGGAACAUGGUGGACGUGGACCUCCCUCCCAACAAGGACAUCGAUCCCGGCAUCCUGCUGCACGGGCUGAAGCCCUGGACGCAGUACGCUGUUUACGUCAAGGCCGUGACUCUGACCAUGGUGGAGAAUGACCACAUCCGUGGGGCCAAGAGUGAAAUCCUCUACAUUCGCACCAAUGCUUCAGUGCCUUCCAUCCCCCUGGAUGUUCUUUCGGCAUCAAACUCCUCUUCUCAGCUAAUCGUGAAGUGGAACCCACCCUCCCUGCCCAACGGCAACCUGAGUUACUACAUUGUGAGGUGGCAGCGGCAGCCGCAGGACAGCUACCUCUAUCAGCACAACUACUGCUCCAAAGCAGACAAAAUCCCCAUCAGGAAAUACGCUGACGGCACCAUAGAUGUGGAGGAAGUGACAGAGAACCCCAAGACUGAAGUGUGUGGUGGAGAGAAAGGGCCUUGCUGUGCGUGCCCCAAGACUGAAGCCGAGAAGCAGGCAGAGAAGGAAGAGGCAGAAUACCGCAAGGUCUUCGAGAACUUCCUGCACAACUCCAUCUUUGUGCCCAGACCUGAAAGGAAGCGGAGAGAUGUCAUGCAAGUCGCCAACACCACCAUGUCCAGCCGAAGCCGGAACACCACGGCGGCGGACACCUACAACGUCACAGACCCGGAGGAGCUUGAGACUGAAUACCCUUUCUUUGAGAGCAGAGUGGAUAACAAGGAGAGAACUGUAAUUUCUAACCUGCGACCUUUUACUCUGUACCGCAUUGACAUCCACAGCUGUAACCACGAGGCUGAGAAGCUGGGCUGCAGUGCCUCCAACUUUGUCUUUGCAAGAACCAUGCCUGCAGAGGGAGCAGAUGACAUUCCAGGACCAGUGACCUGGGAGCCGAAGCCUGAAAACUCCAUCUUUUUAAAGUGGCCAGAACCUGAGAAUCCCAAUGGGUUGAUUCUAAUGUAUGAAAUAAAAUAUGGAUCUCAAAUCGAGGAUCAGCGGGAGUGUGUGUCCCGGCAGGAGUACAGGAAGUAUGGAGGGGCCAGGCUGAACCGCCUCAACCCGGGGAACUACACGGCCCGGAUCCAGGCUACCUCCCUCUCUGGGAAUGGGUCAUGGACAGAUCCUGUGUUCUUCUACGUCCCUGCCAAACCAACCUAUGAAAAUUUCAUCCACCUGAUCAUCGCCCUGCCUGUGGCUGCCCUGCUGAUCGUGGGAGGGCUGGUGAUAAUGUUGUACGUCUUCCACAGAAAAAGAAAUAACAGCCGGCUGGGGAAUGGAGUGCUGUAUGCCUCUGUGAACCCAGAGUACUUCAGCGCGGCUGACGUGUACGUGCCCGAUGAGUGGGAGGUGGCUCGUGAGAAGAUCACGAUGAGCCGAGAGCUGGGCCAGGGCUCCUUUGGGAUGGUCUAUGAAGGAGUGGCCAAGGGUGUGGUUAAAGACGAGCCGGAAACCAGGGUGGCCAUCAAAACAGUGAACGAAGCCGCGAGCAUGCGCGAGAGGAUCGAGUUUCUCAACGAGGCUUCGGUGAUGAAGGAGUUCAACUGCCACCACGUGGUGCGGCUGCUGGGUGUGGUGUCCCAGGGCCAGCCAACGCUGGUCAUCAUGGAACUGAUGACGCGGGGGGAUCUCAAAAGCUAUCUCCGGUCUCUGAGGCCAGAAAUGGAGAAUAAUCCAGUGCUCGCACCCCCAAGCCUGAGCAAGAUGAUCCAGAUGGCCGGAGAGAUCGCAGAUGGCAUGGCGUACCUCAACGCCAACAAGUUCGUCCACAGGGACCUCGCUGCCCGGAACUGCAUGGUGGCCGAAGAUUUCACAGUCAAAAUCGGAGACUUCGGUAUGACGAGAGACAUCUAUGAGACAGACUAUUACCGGAAAGGAGGGAAAGGAUUACUGCCCGUGCGCUGGAUGUCUCCUGAGUCCCUCAAGGAUGGAGUCUUCACCACUCAUUCUGAUGUCUGGUCCUUUGGGGUCGUCCUCUGGGAGAUCGCCACACUGGCCGAGCAGCCGUACCAGGGCUUGUCCAACGAGCAGGUCCUUCGUUUCGUCAUGGAGGGCGGCCUUCUGGACAAGCCGGACAACUGCCCCGACAUGCUGUUUGAACUGAUGCGCAUGUGCUGGCAGUACAACCCCAAGAUGAGGCCUUCCUUCCUGGAGAUCAUUAGCAGCAUCAAAGAUGAGAUGGAGCCGGGCUUCCGGGAGGUCUCCUUCUACUACAGCGAGGAGAACAAGCCGCCCGAGCCCGAGGAGCUGGACCUGGAGCCGGAGAACAUGGAGAGCGUCCCCCUGGACCCCUCCGCCUCCUCUUCCUCGCUGCCGCUGCCUGACAGACACUCAGGACACAAGGCCGAGAACGGCCCGGGCCCUGGCGUGCUGGUCCUGCGAGCCAGCUUCGACGAGAGGCAGCCUUACGCCCACAUGAACGGGGGCCGCAAGAACGAGAGGGCCCUGCCUCUGCCCCAGUCUUCGACCUGCUGAUCCUGGGACCCCGGCCCCGUGCAAACAGUAACGGGUGUGCACGCUCGGCGGUGGGGGGGUGGGGGAGAGAGUCUUACCAAUCUAUCCACAGCCUCCUGUACCUCAGUGGAUCUUCAGAACUGCCAUGGCUGCCCACGGAAGACGGCUUCUCUGCAGUAAACACAUUUGGGAUGUUCCUUUUUUCAAUAUGCAAGCAGCUUUUUAUUUCUCUACCCAAACCCUUAACUGACAUGGGCCUUUAAGAAUCUUAAUGACAACACUUAAUAGCAACUCGACACUUGAGAAAUCAAGUCUCUCUCUCUCUCUCUCUCCUUUCACUUUCUCUCUCUGCUUCAUAAUGGAAAAACAUUUGCCACCAACCCAGCUGGGACGCCCUUUUUAUCAGCUCAAGGCGAUGGCAGUCCCUCCCUGUGGCCCCACACCGCCCGCGCCUCCCCCCUCCACACACACACCUGCCUGUCACCGUAGGUCUUUAUAAAAAAACCCAUUGGGACAGAAUUUUUUUACCUGUAUCUUUAGCCUUUUUAGGGACAUACAGAAUUUCAAAAGGGCCAUCAUUCAUCCGAGGUUGUCACCAUGUUAACGCUGCCAAAUUCUGCCAAAACCCUGAACUUUCUCUUCACUCCCUGCCCUGAUUUUCCCAUCCCCAGAGGCCUGGGGGCAGGCAGGGCUUCGGGCACUCCGCUAAGGCCAGGCCGCCGAUGCCCGGCGUGUUUUCCGAGUCUCAAGCUCACACAGGUCUAGUUGCUUGGGACGAGGUUCUGAUGGGGGGGACCUGGGCGGCACAGGACCUGCUCUCAGAGAAGAUGAGGAGGAGCUGAACCGGCUUCCUGCCCCACUUCCUCACCCCCCACCCCCACCUUCCAGCCCCCAGGAAUUCUGGAGAGAACAGGCCCCUCUGAGGGCCUGGAAGACAGGCUGUGUGUGAAGGUCGUCCGUGUGCCAGUCUCCUGUCCCCACCCCAGCUCCCCGACCCGGCCUCCAAGGACACAGAAGGGAAGGGGUUUCCAGGGACUCAGCCCAACCGUUCAUGCAGGUUUGCAAGGAAAGAAAUUCCAACACCACAACCAGGAGAAGAAAAGCAGUAAAUGGAUUCAAGCAUUCUAAGCUUCGUUGGCAUUUUCUCUGUUCCUAGGACUUCUUCAUGGGUCUCACAGUUCUAUGUUAGACCAUGAAACCUUUGCAUACACAUCGUCUUUAAUGUCACUUUUAUAACUUUUUUACGGUUCAGAUAUUCAUCUAUACGUCUGUACAGAAAAAAAAAAGCUGCUAUUUUUUUUUGUUCUUUAUCUUUGUGGAUUUAAUCUAUGAAAACCUUCAGGUCUACCCUUCUUCCCUUUCCGCUCACUCCAAGAAACUUCUUAUGCUUUGUACUAGAGUGUGUGACUUUCUUCCUCUUUUCCCAGUCAUCGAGACUUCUAGAACAUAAUUUGCCAUGAACUGUUUGAUGCCUUUUUAUAAACACAUCUUGCCCCCCCCCCACCUUCCCCGCACCCCCAGCUCCGUCCAUUCUGUUCUAACCCCUAGGCUCUGUGGGCACCAGGCUGGUGAGGGCAGGAGAUGGAGAGACAGCGUGGCCCCAGCCCCCCUUGAGGGCCAUCCUGGGGUGCCAUGCACCCUGCUUUCCUCAGCCUGCUCUCACACAGCAGUUGAGUCUGUUACAGCGCAAGACAUGAUACAAACUCAGGUCAGAAAAAAAGGUUCAAUAUUUCGCACAUCCUUGUCCGGUGUUGAUAGUUACCUUCUCUCGCUCUGCCUUUGUUUUGGUCGUAACACACAUAGAUCUAUUUUUUUAAUUCUUGGGUACAACAGCAGUUUUCACUGCAGACACUAGGCAUUUGGAUUGCUUUUUUUUUUUUUAAAUGAAUAUUUCAUCCUUCCAUCCCAUGAAAAACAGCUGCUGAGUCCCAGGGUGCAGCAGAGCAUGGUUCCAGCGGCCCCCUGCGGCCUGCUGCCACGCCCCUGCAGGCCCACCGACUCGUCCUUCUGACCGGAGAACCCCCAGGGCCCUCCCGGCACUGGCAGGGAGUGGGGUGCAGAGGCCACCUCCCGGGGUGGCGGCAAGCCCACUGCUGGUGCAGCCGCAGUGGCUCGCCCCCAGGGGGCCGGAGCCCUGGAGCUGGCACCAUUUUCCAUAGCCAGAACCCCAGGCCUCAGGGGGUCCUGCUUGUUGAGUUUUUAGCACUUCUCACCGGAGUGAUGAGAGCACAAGAGUUGCUUCUGGGAUGGAAAUGUUCAAAUUUUGAGUAAGAGCAAAGUUGAAGUAUGAUGAUUGCUUGUUGUGACUGGAGACUAAACAGUUUAUAGUGCUUUUCCCCACAGAUUUCUGGAGCUUUUGUCCCAUAGGUUUUUUUUCCCCCCUUAAAAAAAUAGAGAAAGAAAAAAGUUAAUUAAGAAGAUAUAUGUAGGAGAUUUUUUUUAAUUUAUUUUGUGAUACCAGUUUCAAUCACUGUAGAGAAGCCCCAUUAUGAAUUUUAAUACUGAGGAAAGGUGUGUGUGUGUGUGUGUGUGUGUGUGUGUGUAUGUGUGUGUGUGUGUAAGACAGGACAGUUUUUGGUUUUUUUUUUUUUUUUCAAACAUUUAUCUACCUCACUCUUAUUUUUUAUAUGUGUAUAUAUAAAAAAGAAUACAUCUCACAAUUCUCAGCACCUGACAAUAUGCCGUUGAUACUGGUAACCUCAUCCACAUCACAGGCCACACACUCCAGGUGACGCAGGGAGAGGCCAGGCUGUAUUCCGGGGUCGAAGCAACACUGACUCGCCUCUAAUUAUUUUAAACACCUAGCCUUUCCCCAAGAUGUCUCUCUGUGUCGCUCCUGUUCUUCUCCUAACUUGGUUUCCUGAGAGGUUGUGAGGUAUCGGGAUUCCAACCCUCUGGGCACCUUCUCAUUUCCCAUCCUCUACCCCUGACACACUCUCUUCUGUGAGGCCAGCAGAGCUCAGAGCUGGCAGCCGGGACCCACUUGGCUGCCCCAGGCUGGUUGUCUUUGAAACAAACUACUCCGUGCAGAUUGAAUGACAACCAGAUUCCAUCACUGGAAGAGCAGUUGUUCCCCAGAUUUUGAGGACAGACAGGCCCAGGGUGGGGGGCAGGCAGUCUGUUAGAAUCUCGCCCUAGCCUGGACCUGUGCCAGGCAGGGAUGUGCAGCUGCUGCUCUGUUCCAGCCCAAGGGUGCGGCCGUGUUCACACAUGGACAGCUCAGACCACAGGCAGAGGUUAUGCCAAUCCCAGAGAGAAUGUAUGGAGAACAGUUCUCUUCUCCCUCUCCAGAAUUUUUCUGCCCUUACCCGCUUCUUCCCCAGGGGAAAACAAGGGUAAUGCAAACCUUCAUGCUGGAAGGGGCCAGUGGUGGGUGCUGAGUUGCCUCCCGGGGUGCCAUGGCCCCCUCGGGGACUGCCUCCCCCCACCCCACCCCAGGCAUCCUGCUGCUCACAGGGGGCACUGCGCCUUCCCCCAUUCCAGCAGCUGCUCUGUUAGGCACUGAUCAUCCUACCUGGGUGGGUGUUUUUCCCACCGUGUGGAUGGCUCCUUUGUAGCUCCAACACUGCAGUUAUGCUUAGGAGCGUUUUCCCUCCUGCAAGAACAUCACCCUCUUCCCUAGCCCCCCUGGGAACUCACAGUCAUUGAGAACUAUUGUUUGAUCAGGGUUUUCUUCUUCCACACUGUCAGUGACCCCCUGGAAUAGUGGCCUCUCCUCUCUUUUGCACAUACCUACCGGUUUCCACAACUGGAUUUCUACAGAUCAUUCAGCCGGUCAUAGGGUUUUGUUGAAACUGUCCGAGUUGUUGGUGUUGUUUUUGUUUUAUGUAGGUGGUUUUUCUUUAAAUAGAAAGAAAACACUAACAGUGUAGUGCCCAUCAUAACAAAUGCUUCAGACACACUUAGGUAAAUGAGCAGUUUUUGCUCCCGUGAUGGUGCAGUCAUGUUACUGGACCAAACCACCCACCUUGAUUCUACCCAGGCAUCAUCUAUCCACAGUUCUAGCCUAAUUUUAUGCUGAUCUCCCCACCUCUUCUUGAUUUUUCUCUUUUGUAUGCUCCAAAUAAUUUAGUCAAGCUGAGUUGUGGCAUUUUCCAUGCAACCUUCUCUGACAGCAGCUCAUAUUGCGUGAUGUGACAUGAACCACUUGAGGCACAUCAUUGAACCGACUGAGCAUUAUAUUAGCACACACCGCCCUUCCCAAAGCAGCAGGAGCUGGUGUUUUCUGGAGACGUUGUUGCACUUCAGUCAUUGUUGAGUGAGACCCGGACCACCCCAGGUCUCCCCAAUGGGAUAUCCUGCCGUUUGACACAGUCGGGGGGCGCUUCCUCCUUGAAAGCUAGAAGACCGUGUUCGCGGCCACGACUGACCCCCCUCUUCAUCUUGUUUCUUAUGACUCGGAACAACAUUUCAAUGGUAGGAAAAGUGACUUAGUAAAAUCGACAAGUGGCUACUGUGGAACUCUACCCACUGGCAGAACGCUUGGCCUGAAGUGGUGUGUUCUGAUUGCAGUCACAGAUUUACGAGCCAAGUAGGAUGCCAAAGGCUAGGCCAGUCUGUUCCACCAAAGCCUCUUUCUCAACAGCCCACCUCUGUGGCAGGUGGCUGUAUGUGAAAUCCAUCACACUGAGCUCAGACCAGUGACAAGGCUAGGAUGUCAGUCCAGGUCCUCAGCUGUCACUGCCGGGUCCCCUCCCAGGGUGGCCAGACGGCGUCAGAGCAACUCCUUUCCAACACCCGGGCGCCCUGCAGUCGACAGUACCACUCCCUGGCAUGCCUUGGCCCACCCCAGCCAUCCCAGUCAUGCAUUUAAGAUUUGGGGUUUGUUCUUUCCAUGUUACUUCCGUGUUUGUCAGCUGUCUUUUCAUUUCCUGGGCUAAGCAGCAUUGGGAGAUCUGGACCAGAGAUCCGCUCCUUAACAACCAGUGAUGAAGGUCAAACUUUCUUACUCCACUCUGAAGUAGUCGGUGGUACAAAGGAAAACUUCAAGAGAGGAUGUUUAGAUUGAACCUCUGUUGCCAGAGAUGCUGAAGAUACAGACCUUGGGCAGGCCAGAGGGUUUCAUACUUGGUGGCCUCCAGCGUAGAUGACUAGUUGGUCAUUUAGAGAAAAAACAGAUGAACGCUCCUUGAUGGUGGAAGGACCAGGCGUAGGAACUCAUGGCGUGUGGGGUCAGGACAUGGCACCAAGAGAAGAAGGUGAGCAGAAGGGUACAGGGCUUGGAAGAAGUGUGGGCCACGUUUUGAACUUGAUGGUUUCUGAAGGUAAUCAGACCACAUCAAGGCUCAACUGUCAUCCAUGGGCAUUUGGUUUCAACAAAUAAACCUAACAUCCUAUUUUGGAAACUUAUUGCGGAGUUAAGUCCAACUUCAAGACCGUGAACUGCAAUCCACCCGUCAGUUGUCAGUUCUGGGGCAUGACUUUAGGGUUUCCUUUUAUUUUGUUUAUGUAGGAACAUAAUGAUCACUCAUCUGUAUGUCCACGUUUGUGUGCGUAAACAUUGUUUUGAUUAGUCACUCAUUAGCGUUCUCAAUAGGGCUGUUCAGUCCAGUAGAUUACGGGUAGUCAGUUGACGAAGAUCUGGUUUACAAGAACUAAUUAAAUGUUUCAUUGCAUUUUUGUAAGAACAUAGAAUAAUUUUAUAAAAUGUUUGUAGUUUAUAAUUGCCGAAAAUAAUUUAAAGACACUUUUUUUCUCUGUGUGUGCAAAUGUGUGUUUGUGAUCCAUUUUUUUUAGGACACCUGUUUACUAGCUAGCUUUACAAUAUGCCAAAAAAAAGAAAAGGAUUUUCCCCCAACCCAAGUUGUGGUUCACCCUCUCUCCCGCCCCCCCAUCCCUUGCUUUGUGCCCUAGUUUAUAACAAAGGAAUGAUGAUUUAAGAAGUAGUUCUGUAUCUUCAGUAUCUUGGUCUUCCAGAACCCUCUGGUUGGGAAGGGGAUCAUCUUUUACUGGUCAUUUCCCUUUGGAGUGUAGCUACUUUAACGGACUGAAAGAACCUCAUUGGCCACAGAAACAGCAGAGGUGUGGCAGCCACGGGGGGCAGGUGGCACUCUCCGGCAUCUGGCUCGGUCGGUUGGGUUGUUAUCACUGGUGUGCAAUCCCCAGAGGUGGAAAGACUUGAUUGUACGACUCGUGUUUCAGCGAUCGCAGCGUACAGACUUACCAUACAGAAAAUGGAAAUGCUGGUGCUUGUGGGCCGUGUGCUUAGGGGCCUCACCAUGAUUCACGCCUUGUUAUAACAAGGGAAGACCCUGUUUAUCUUUAUUUAAGGCAGAACACCGAAGAUUCAUUUCCCCAACCCAAAACAAAUUCUUUUAAUACAAACUACACACACCAACCUUUGUUCUAAGUUUGAUUCCGUUUCCUCUAGCUCCCAGUGGAUUUUUGGCCAUGUCUACACAGCUCACAGAACCCCCCUCGUUGGAAACAGCUGGAUGUUUUGCACUAGCAUAGGAGAGAGGUCCAGAAACAAUUUUGUUUUCAACUUUUUCAUUCGGAUGUUAGGCGUUGCAUAGACACAUCCACAGGUGGAAUAGAUGCUUGGCAAAAAACACCUGUCUGCUUUCUAAGCCAGUGAGGUUGAGGUGAGAGGUUUGCCAGAGUCUGUCUACCUCUGGGACACACAAAAAAAAAAAAAAAAAAAAAAAAAAAAAUCAAACCAGAAGGCGCGAUGGAAUGAAUGCAUCGCAAAUAAUGCAUUUUUCUGAGUUUUCUUGUUUAAAAAGUUUUUUAAAAAAAGAAAAAAAAAACAAAAAAUGUAAUAACAAGGCCAAUUUGUUACAUAAAAUGACUGUGUAUAAAUUAUUCCUAAAAAAAAAAUUUCCUCUGUUUAUAUAAAAAAAAAUCAGUAGAUGAAAAAAAUUUCAAAAUGUUUUUGUAUAUUCUGUUGUAAGAAUUUAUUCCUGUUAUUGCGAUAUACUCUGGAUUCUUUACAUUAUGAAAAAAAAAGAAGAAACUUUGUCUAUUUUGAAUGGCUGAAGCUAAGGCAACUUUAGUUUCUCUUACUCUGCUUUUUUCUAGUAGUUAAAGUACUACAUGGUUUAAGUUAAAUAAAAGAAUUCUGUAUGCAUUUUUGGUCUCUGGCUUUGCUUCCUCCCUUU